AUGGGGCAGGAGAAAUUUGUGAUACCGGGCAACAUAACGCUGCUACAGGCGCUCACGUUAUUGCAUUCAAUCGUCAGUGCACAGUUUGAGAAUACUUCUAAGGAUAUGAGAGCGUCUCUUGCAUCUGCCGCCCGGAAAGACGACACGUUGCUUGAAUGCCAGCGUGCAUUAGAGGAGACGCGCGGCUACCUAAUUGACGGCUCCAGCCGCAUCAAAACCCACUACAGGAUUGACCUCGUGGCCGGUAGCUUGCCAGAAGAUGUACAGGGACGUAUAGACGAUCUUCGGAUUUUAGAGCAGGAUAUUAAAACGUCGCAGCAGGCUUUGAAUGAUAUGCUUGGUGAUACGAAGAAGCGGGUUCCGCAGGUGCACCGCCAUGCCUUUUCUAGCAUCUUCCGGAAGACUCGGUUUGGUUCUGAUAGAAGAUUGCAGCGGACCCAAGCCGCAGAGGACGCGGAGGCACACGAAGUUGCUGAGCUCAAGCGGCAGCGAGAGCUACAGGAGGACAGAAAGCGCCAGGAGGAACUCGAACGUGAAAAACGUGCGAAGGAAGAAGAGGAUAAGAGGCUCGAGGAAGCAAUUAAGAAACACCUAGAAAUGGAACUAGCACAGAGGUUUGACCGCCCAAGGUCAGAAGGUACCACGCAGCAUAAUCGAUGUAAUGGCAAGUUUCCGCCGCGUCUGUCAUUGGAUAUGCGAGGCUCGCCGAAGGUCGAGCUACCCGUGAUGAGACGUAGUUUGGACCUAGGAGCAUCUUAUUCUACAAAGUUGGAGGGGUCUAGCAUCAAUAAGGCAGCUUUGUUGGCCUGGUACAAGGAUAAGGAAAAGAACGUUAAGACGGACCCAUCAAAGAAAGAAAACAAAGAAAGACGAGUUCCGCCGCCGCCUGCAAAGUACGAAUACACUAAGCCAGUAAUUCGCAGACCUCAGCUCAAGUUCUCUCAACCGCAGGGGUCUAGAAACAAGGUAAAGGCAAAGGUUCUGGAGACCGUCCCUCCGGAUGGACUUCGAUCACCAUCACCAAAACGUGGAUCUAAUAGCGAUAAGUCACCGGUUAUAGAAAGUUCGCCGAAUCCUACAACUGACUCCAACUCGCCACAGGAGAUAUCUCUAUUAGAAAAGAAUAUCAAGGAUGUCAUGCGUUCACUAAAGGGCGUUGACACGCACUCAUGUGAACAGAUCAUUAACGAAAUUCUUGUGGUUGAUUACGAUGUUCGAUGGGAAGAUAUAGCUGGUCUUACAAUAGCAAAGAAGUGUUUGAAGGAAACAGUUGUUUACCCAUUUUUGCGGCCAGACCUUUUUCGGGGUCUCCGGGAACCUAUCUCCGGGAUGUUGUUAUUUGGACCUCCAGGAACAGGUAAAACGAUGAUUGCCAGGGCCGUUGCGACUGAAUCGAAUUCAACUUUCUUUUGCAUCAGUGCUUCCUCUUUGUUAUCGAAAUACUUGGGUGAGUCGGAAAAACUUGUCAAGGCCUUAUUUUACCUAGCCAAACGGCUUUCCCCCUCAAUUAUAUUCAUUGACGAAAUCGACUCUCUACUAACUAGCCGUUCAGAUAAUGAGAACGAAUCAUCCAGAAGGAUUAAGACGGAGCUCUUGGUCCAAUGGUCCUCCCUAACGAGCGCCACGGCUAAGGAAACAAGAGAAGGCGAAGAGGCCAGACGCGUACUUGUCUUGGCCGCAACCAACUUACCGUGGGCGAUAGAUGAUGCUGCUAUUAGACGUUUUUCACGGCGUCUAUACAUUCCAUUGCCGGAAUACGAAACAAGACUGUAUCAUUUGAAGAAGCUUAUGGCCCUUCAAAAGAAUGAACUUUCUGAAUCUGACUUUCAACUCAUUGCUCGCAUGACUGAGGGCUACUCGGGAUCUGACAUAACUGCUCUUGCCAAAGAAGCAGCUAUGGAACCGAUUCGGGAACUAGGGGAUAAUUUAAUAAACGUGAACUUUGACACGAUAAGGAGCGUUUUACCGGUAGACUUUCAUCGUGCCAUGGUGACUAUUAAAAAAAGCGUAUCGCCGGACUCUUUGAUAAAAUUUGAUAAUUGGGCUACUGAGUAUGGUAGUAUAGGCUCUUAG
This is a messenger RNA of Eremothecium gossypii ATCC 10895, 2073 nucleotides long. It is a transcript of the gene YTA6, whose product is annotated as putative AAA family ATPase YTA6. The coding region runs from base 1 to 2073 and encodes 690 amino acids. The record is from RefSeq and is marked provisional. The transcript has a single exon. Gene Ontology annotation, molecular function: ATP binding; ATP hydrolysis activity. Lineage: Eukaryota; Fungi; Ascomycota; Saccharomycetes; Saccharomycetales; Saccharomycetaceae.